AUGCCUUCUUGCAAGUUUUGGCCACGAUUGAGAGUUUUGCCCGAAGAACAGAGCGUUCACGAGGUUUACACCGAACCGAACACCCACGAUGUUGUUGGCGACGAAACGAAGACAAAAGGUAGUGAUCUCGAAACUACGAAGACAGUCGAGUCAGAGGAGGGUCAAUUGCAGCAUGGAUUUCCUUACGAGUUGAGGGACGAAGCUGGAAGACGUUGGUGGAAAUUUUUCGAUGAGUUCGAGUACAGAGCUAACUCGGAAUACAAGAAAUCACGCAGCUGGUAUUCAUUUCUGUACCCAAAUCACACGACCCACACCAAAGCCGAGCGCACUUUGUUGUAUAAGCUGGACUUACUGGUCGGUGUUUAUUUUUUGAUGCUGUGUUGGUCCAAAUCGCUCGACACUAAUAAUUAUACCAGUGCGUACGUCUCCGGUAUGAAAGAAGAUCUCAAUAUGAAGGGUAACGAUUACAUUUACACGUCGACGAUAUCUAAUGUGGGUGCCAUCGUGUUCCAGCUGCCCUUCAUGUACUUGCUCCCACGGUUCCCAGCGCACAUUAUCUUGCCGUUCAUGGACAUGGGCUGGUCGUGGUUCACGUUUGCGUGCUAUCGUGCCAAGUCUCUGGCCGAGUUAAGAGGUUACCGAUUCAUACUGAGCGCUUUCGGAGCCGCUUAUUACCCUGUGUCCCAGUAUGUCCUGGGCAGUUGGUAUGCACCUGAUGAAAUCAGUUCUAGAGUAUGUCUCUUCUUCUGCGGCCAGCUUUUGGGCGGCGUGACUUCAGGCUUGUUACAGGCGCGUAUUUACAAGAGUCUUGAUGGUGUCGCGGGAAUGGCAGGUUGGAGAUGGAUGUUCUUGAUCGACGCAGUAGCCAUUUCGAUUCCCACGGCGAUUAUCGGGUUUUUCGUGAUACCUGGCAUCCCAUCCAAGUGCUACUCGCUAUUUUUAACUGACGAGGAAAUUAGAGUCGCCCGUGCAAGGAAUAAGAGGAAUCAAAUCAGAGACGGUGUUGACAAAUCUAUGUUGGCGCCGCUGUGGUCCUGGAAAAUCUGGAAAAAAGUUUUGUUCACGCCUGCGUUUUGGGUGCUAGUUGUUUUCGAUACUUGUUCUUGGAACAACAUGACUGCGUUCAGUGGCGGUUACUCAUUGUGGUUGAAAUCAAACCCUAACUAUUCUAUUGUGCAAGUCAACAACAUGUCAGUGCUACCUGCGUGUCUUGGGUUUGCAUACGUUUUCCUGUGUUCAUGGGGUGCGGAUUUGACAAGGUGUAAGUGGGCUUUUAUGGUUUUUGCCGCGAUCAUCAAUUGUGUUUCUUGCGCUAUUUUGAUUAAAUGGGACGUGUCGUCUGGCGCCAAAUGGUUUGCGUUUUUGACAACAUAUUUCUCGGUUGCGCCGUCACCUUGUCUAUGGUCGUUUAUCAACGAUUUCUUAAGGUUCGAUCCACAGGUCAAAGCAGUUACUUGGAUUGCAAUAUAUUCUAUUUCGCAGUCCACCUACGCGUGGAUCCCGGCACUCGCGUGGCAGACGGUCGAAUCGCCUAGAUUUCACACAGGUUACGUCGUCAGUUUGACUUUCGGCGCCAUCUACGGUCUUUGGACGUUCGUCGUUCUGUUCUUCUAUAAGAGAAACGAGAAGAAACAUGCUCUAGGCAACGGGAUUAUUCUCUACAACAGCGAAGAAGGCAAACCUGUGCCCAAAUACGUGGACACUGCAAUGGAAAAGCGCGGUGAAUACUAUUAUCUAAAAGACCACAUCGACAAUUAUCUUACCUAA
Lachancea mirantina is the source of this 1767-nucleotide messenger RNA. The record is from the annotation of a GenBank genome assembly. Lineage: Eukaryota; Fungi; Ascomycota; Saccharomycetes; Saccharomycetales; Saccharomycetaceae.